Telopea speciosissima is the source of this 2082-nucleotide messenger RNA. RefSeq lists its product as uncharacterized. The record is from RefSeq and is a predicted model, not a curated record. The transcript is spliced from 2 exons. Bases 231 to 1559 code for a protein of 442 amino acids. Lineage: Eukaryota; Viridiplantae; Streptophyta; Magnoliopsida; Proteales; Proteaceae.
AAGCUGCAAUUUCAAGCAAAGUAACCUCACAAAUCUCAAACCCACCCACCGGGAGAAAAAGGUGAGAAGAAAAGCACAAGAGAUUUUGAAAAGGGAAGAAAAAGAACACCUCCAUAACAUCAUCAUCACAGCAUCAAUUUUGCUUUCCUCUUCAUUCAAUCAUACUUCACCACCUACUACCCACCAGCAUCUACUCCCAAGGUUGCAGCACCACUACCAUUUCUCAACAGAUGGAAUCCUUUACUGAAUCAUCUGGGUUCCAUUACAAUACUAGCUCUGAAGUGAUGGUAGACACAGAUGGAGAUAGGGAGUUCUCUGGCCUUCUUGAGAUAUUUGUUCAUCAUGCCAGGAACAUACACAACAUUUGCAUCUAUAACAAACAAGAUGUGUAUGCAAAAUUUUCCCUUACUUACAGCCCAGAUGAGACCCUGUCAACUAGAAUCAUAAAUGGAGGUGGCAAGAACCCUGAAUUCAAUGAAAAUUUGAGGAUGAAAGUAACCCAACUGGAUGCAGUCCUCAAAUGUGAGAUUUGGAUGCUCAGCAGAGCCAGGAAUUAUAUGGAAGACCAGUUGUUGGGAUUUACCCUUGUCCCAAUGUCGUUGGUGGCAGGGAAGGGAAAGGUGACCCAAGAUUUCACCCUUUCCUCCACUGAUCUCUUCCAUUCACCAGCUGGAACUGUCAAGCUGAGUCUAUUUCUUGACACAUCUCUGCCUGUUAAUUCGUCUGCGAAGUCCUCUGAUUCAACUGCUAAUUCAUCCAUAAGUUCAGAGGUUGUGUUGCUGGAUCCCAAGAACUCUGAGGUAUUGGACCCAGUUGAAUAUGGGAGAAUUGAAUUCCCUGAUAUCAAUGUGGUGAAGGAGAACCAGCAAAUGGUUUCUGAGUAUUUCAACAUGGCAGAGCACAGUGCUGCUUUAAGGCCUAGUGUGGUAAGAACUGCUUCUUUUCUUCAUCUUGGUGCUUGUACUCAGUCGGUAGAUGACUAUGACAUGACCAUAAAUUCUUCAGAGGAAAAUUAUGGUGGAUCCAUUUCUCCAAAUGGAAGCAACCAAAAUUCUGGGUUCUUUUCAACAACAACCAGCUUAAGUGAUGACAGAAACUCAGUUGACUCUAUGGAGAAAAAGAGUCAUGCUGCCAGUGAUUCAACUAAUUCAAAUGUUGAGGCUCAUCAGAGCUCUCGGGCUUCUCCGGAUACACCAACGUCAAGGAAAGGGAGUGAUGUCAGAGAGGAGAAAGAGUCCAGUUUCACAAGCAAGGAAGAGGAGGGAUCCAAAGGCAAUAUGCAUCCGGUGGAAUUGGGUCCAGCUUUUACUGCUCCACUUGGGAACAUCAACCUCGACGCUGAGCAGAAUGCAAUGCAGAAGCAAAUAGUUGAUAUGUAUAUGAGAAGCAUGCAACAGUUUACAGAAUCAUUGGCAAAGAUGAAGCUCCCAAUGGAUCUUGAUAAACUGGAACCUGAAGACAAUGGUGUUGUUAUUAACAACCAUAAUAAGAAUCUUGAAACCGAUAAAAAGAAAAAGGAUGGCUCAAGGGUAUUCUAUGGUAGCAGAGCCUUCUUCUAAAUGUUAGGACUUACAAAGUUCAUGGAGUUCCUACCAGCACUGGAGAGUUUAAUUUCAGUAAUUUGGUUUUCGUUGAUAUUUAGGUGUUGCUUAUGAUAUGGGGUCAAAACCAUCAAAGUCUCUGUUGACCUCUUCAUUGUGGCUAACCAGUCUUGUUACACCCUUUGUCUGUGGCAUUCCCACCAGAAAAAAGAAGAAGAAGAUGGAGAAAUGUAUAAUUCCGUGCUUACAGAAGCACGGUUUGCGAUCUUGGUAACCCACAUGUCUGUUUCAAUUAUUUAUCCUGUAACAGCAAUGGCAGUAGCAUUGUAAUUGUUUGUCUUUCUGUCUUAUCCUCUGAGAUUAUAAAUUUCUAGAUUAUUCGUAAUCCUCAUGUUCCAAAUCAGUUUGAAAAUUGAAAAUGGAACAGAUGUGCCAAAGCAAAGGCCAACAUGUUUAUAUAAUGUGAUCACAGAAACUGCUGAUUACCUUACUACACUGCAAUUUUUGGAUAAUGUCAAAUUGCCUUUCAUUCUUUGGUCAA